Uloborus diversus is the source of this 2445-nucleotide messenger RNA. RefSeq names its product peroxidase-like. NCBI's taxonomy places the organism in Eukaryota, Metazoa, Arthropoda, Arachnida, Araneae, Uloboridae. Gene Ontology annotation, molecular function: peroxidase activity; heme binding. The record is from RefSeq and is a predicted model, not a curated record. Gene Ontology annotation, biological process: response to oxidative stress. The transcript is spliced from 14 exons. The coding region runs from base 39 to 2285 and encodes 748 amino acids.
UGCAGGUGUAUGCAAAGUAAGGCAGGAAAAAGAGCUUUAUGCUUGGAAAGAAAUGGAGUGAAAAGGGCAUUUCCCUCAUUUUCAACCACGACCCUCAAUAUAAUUUGGAUAGCAUGAAGUUUUGUGGCUUAGUUGUGGUCUGUUUGCUGACGACAAUUACUUGGGCGGCAACGAUUGAUGAGAAUGAUGGAAAUUCCAUUGAAGAAACCGUUCGAAAUGUACCCUGCGGAGAUAAAAUCAACGAACAAGAUUUCGAAGACACUUUGGAGAGCUGUUUGCCAGAAGUGGAGAAAAGAAGGGCUUUGGAAGAAAAACUUUCAAAAUUAGGCAGGGUCAUCGACGACAGCAAACCAACAACGGAUCAGAGUUUGAUCAGAAGGAGGAUAACCGAUCCACACGUGCACCUUUGCGAAAUGGGGCAGCUAGUUUUGGAAGCAGCUACUAAUUCUUUCAUGAACAAUUUUGGACUAACGGAGGAAGAAACCAGGAGUUUGGCCGAUAGGGAAUUGGACGGACAGUACAGCAAGCAGGCGAGGGAUAAAUGCAAUAUGUGUUACGGAGAACCAAGUUGUGAUGAAACGUCUAUGUACCGAACGAUAAGUGGAACUUGCAACAACCUGCAGAAUCCGCUGUGGGGAAGUGCGAUGUCUUGCCAACAAAGAUUGUUGUAUCCGUCUUAUGUGGGUACAUCGGGAUUUCGUGUUUCUUAUAACGGCAACCCAUUGCCCGAACCUCGACAGCUCUCUUUAAACAUCCAUUCCCAUUUGAACCGACCGACGAAUUUCGUGACGCACAUGUACACAUUCUUUGGGCAGUUGUUAGAUCACGAUAUUGCUCUGACUCCUCAAAGCACAACAAUUGACAACCAAGCUAUUCAGUGCUGUCCAGAAAGUGAAGAUUCACAUCCACAGUGUGCUCCCAUCAGAAUCAACACCAACGAUCCUUUUUACUCUCGUUUUAACGUCAACUGUUUGAACUUCGUGAGAUCAGCAAUGUGUCCCACUUGCCAACUAGGAUACAGAGAGCAGAUGGAUCAAGUAACUUCGUUCAUUGAUGCUUCUUUCGUUUAUGGCAACACUUUGAACGAAACCAUGGGGCUUAGGAGAAAUGAUGGAACAGGGCGAUUGCGAGUCACUGAAAGUGCUUACGGCGAUCUUCUACCACCAAGUCCGAACCCAGAAAAUGAUCAGUGCAGUUUUCCUGAGACGAACGACAUUUGUUUUCUUACUGGUGACCCCAGGGCCAACCAGCACAACACACUAACUUCUCUGCAUACUAUCUUUGUGAGAGAACACAACAGACUCGCUAGUGAACUCAGAAUGGUCAAUCCCAACUGGGAUGAAGAAAGGCUCUUCCAAGAAGCAAGGAGGAUAGUCGGCGCUGAAAUGCAGGUGAUCACCUACAAAGAAUACCUUCCCAUAACGAUCGGUAAUGAUCGCAUGACUUACUUCAACCUGUGGUUGUCCAACCGAGGAUCAACCUACAACCCGAGACUCAAUCCCAGCAUGAUCAGCGAGUUCUCCACUGCCGCUUUUCGGUUUGGACACAGCCUUAUCCGAGACAUCGUGGCAGAUAAUCCUCUCAACGGGACGAACCAGCAAAGGUUUCUCAGAAAUGAGUUCUUCGCGCCUUUCGAGCUAAGGACGGGCCUCAUAUCUCCUCUUCUGAGCGGGACAUCAUACAGCCCAGCUCAGUGGUUUGACAGGAACCUUGUGCCGGAUGUAACGAAUUACUUGUACAGAAUCCGAAACGAAGCCACGGGUUUGGAUCUGGCAUCCUUCAACAUUCAGAGGGGCAGAGAUCACGGCAUGCCACCCUACGUCGAGGCUGUUCGAUAUUGUUCGACAGGCGAAAUUAUUCUGAGGAACUUCGACGAUUUGACCAGACAUCGGGUGAUGAGUUAUGCCAAUGCUCAGUUACUGAGAACAAAUUAUGCCCAUGUACAAGAUAUUGACCUCUGGACUGGAAUACUAAGCGAGACUUACAACGACGGAGCGGUGGUCGGACCUACAGGAAUCUGUAUCAUUGGAAUGAUGUUCAACAGGCUGAAGUAUGGAGAUCGAUUUUACUUCGAACACAGGAAUCAGCAAGGAUCAUUUACCUAUCAACAAUUACAAGAACUGCGGAAGGUGUCCUUGGCGAGAAUCAUCUGCUCUAAUACGGACAUUGCAAGGAUGCCUCUGAAUGCCAUGCUUUUCACGAGUAAAAACAAUCCAACAAUAUACUGCUCGAGAGUUAAAGGAGUGGAUCUUUCUUACUGGAGAGAUUACACCGAAAAGAAAUAGAAUGGAAACAAAUGAUACAAAUAAAAAAAUAAAGAACAACUUUAUUCACAUACGGGACUUGAUUUUUGAGAGAAAAUACAAACAAGCAACUUUAUUUACCCCGUAAUAUCAAGGAUCUACUAUUCACUUCUAUUCUUCAAUGUUUGUCAAAUAAAAAUAU